AUGUCACUUAAGGAAAGGAUGCCACUACAAGAAAAAACACGUAAGACGAGAGAUAUUAAAGCAAUCGGAUUGACUAAGGAUCUACCGAGGGUCAAAAAACAUUAUACGGUUUCAAACUGUCUAAAUGAAGUGGAUUCAGCAGCAGCAGAGUCAGCAGCAGCAGAAUUAGCAGCAGAGUCAGCAGCAGCAGAGUCAGCAGCAGCAGAAUUAGCAGCAGAGUCAACAGCAGCAGAAUUAGCAGCAGCAGAGUCAGCAGCAGCAGAGUCAGCAGCAGCAGAAUUAGCAGCAGCAGAAUUAGCAGCAGCAGAGUCAGCAGCAGCAGAAUUAGCAGCAGCAGAGUCAGCAGCAGCAGAGUCAGCAGAAGCAGAGUCAGCAGCAAAGUCAGCAGCAGCAGAAUUAGCAGCAGCAGAGUCAGCAGCAGCAGAAUUAGCAGCAGCAGAGUCAGCAGCAGCAGAGUCAGCAGCAGCAGAAUUAGCAGCAGCAGAGUCAGCAGCAGCAGCAGAGUCAGCAGCAGCAGAGUCAGCAGCAGAGUCAGCAGCAGCAGCAGCAGAGUCAGCAGCAGCAGAGUCAGCAGCAACAGAGUCAGCAGCAGCAGCAGAGUCAGCAGAAGCAGAGUCAGCAGCAGCAGAAUUAGCAGCAGCAGAGUCAGCAGCAGCAGAGUCAGCAGCAGCAGAGUCAGCAGCAGCAGAUCAACCUCCGAUACUUGCAAAACCCACACCUGGCGCCUGA
Molecule: messenger RNA, 729 nt
Organism: Procambarus clarkii (red swamp crayfish)
Lineage: Eukaryota; Metazoa; Arthropoda; Malacostraca; Decapoda; Cambaridae
Source: RefSeq, a predicted model, not a curated record